Rhopilema esculentum is the source of this 4433-nucleotide messenger RNA. RefSeq lists its product as uncharacterized. Gene Ontology annotation, molecular function: protein binding. Lineage: Eukaryota; Metazoa; Cnidaria; Scyphozoa; Rhizostomeae; Rhizostomatidae. The record is from RefSeq and is a predicted model, not a curated record.
CAUCUCUCGGUGCUUGCCUCGACCACAAACAGAACAAGCUAGGAAAUGUAGAUUUCUGUACAGAAAAGGGCUGCCGCUUCUUUGACGUAUUGAAAAGAAAUUAAAGAAGUUAAUAUGUAUGCCUUUUCUUGGGACCAGCCGAAUCUCAUUUCUUGGUCUCGCGGGAAAGACAGAAACACCAGGACGUCUUGAAAAGAAUAGCCAUAGUUAUUGCCACACAAUUGGCAACGGUUCAUACGGUAACACCUCAACCAUAUUAUUCUUUAUCGUUAGACAAAGGCAUUUUGCCGAUAAUAAUCUCUCUUCGCGAUUCAUUUGUAAAUUUAAUUACAUCGUCUCCAUAGCAAAGAGGGGCAACAAUAUCUUAUCACUUUGUAGAAGCUUGUCGCAUGGCAGUGUAAACAUGGUCAGGACAAGACAACCAUGGAAGGCAUGGAAGACAAGGACAUUGCAACAUUUAAGCUUCUUCUCCAUACUUUUGCAAAGAUGAUAUCGAUUCCCGGAGUUCAUAAAAUGAAACAUGAACUCAAGGGACAUCUCAGUAAGGAUAUUCUACGUCAAGUGAACACGGGUAAAGACUUGGUUGGCUUACUUUAUAACAAUGGUUUCUUGAACGACAACAAAUUGAUGUUUUUUAAAAAAAUUCUGCGUAAUGCAUCACUCCAUGAGUUAGAGGACAUAUUAACAGAAUACGUGGCCAGAAAAAGGGAGAGCAGUGACUUUAUGACCGAAGGAUCAAAACAAUCUGUUGAUAACAGAACUCAGAAUCGACUAGAUGCACUAGAGAAGACGAUACAAAGACAAUUCGUUGCCAUCAACUACAAACAAGAACAGCUUUUUUGCGAAAAUGACGAACUUUCUAGAAAAAGUGUUGCUUUUGACGUCAUCAAUUGCCGUUUAGGCGCAGAGGAAGAAUUACUGCUGGAAAUUUUGGCAAGAAAGAAGAUAAAAGAGAAGGAUUUAAAGAAGUAUGAAAUUCACACUAACGAUGUUUUGGUGCUUAUUUCUGAAAAUGAAAGUCAUCGAUCAAAGCUGAUUGAGGAAAUUGCGGUCAAGGAGGCGGAGUUGAAAAAUCUAGAAAGGGAUUUAAAGAAAGAGAAAGAUAACCGCAAAAAUAGUAUAAUUAGCAUGGUCCUGAGUGAGACAAACAUUGAGAAAUUGUCGCAGGUCAUCACAAAACUUAGGAAAGACAUUUUAAAUGUAGCUAAAGAACGAGAGAGAUUGGAAUACAAACUGCAACAUAUCGAGACAAGACGAGAGAGACAUAAAGAUACACUUAGGAUAAUCAAUCUUGAGCGAAUUGCCAAAGUUAAGGAUAUCUCUGAGAUGGAAAAGAAACUGAUUGAAGCAAAAGAGAGCUAUCUAGACCAGGCAAGGAAAGUGGGUAGCCUAGAGUUAGAGGUAAUGGAGCUCAUGCAUUCGAUGGAAGGAAACGAGGCAGAGGCAAAAGAAACUAAAGACCGCGGGUUGCAAUGUCAGUCAGAAUUCUUAAUGAUGGCAUUUAGGAAUAUUAAUCAAAGAAUAGAGGCAAAAGAAUUUCAUGUUCUGAAGUACGAAGAGAUAGACGAGCUUAAAUCGUUUGUUUUUGGGGAGUCAGGUUCAAGACUUUCUCCUUUACAAUUUAAUUCGCCCAUAUCAGUUGUCUUCAGUAAAGAUAAUGAUGUUUUCAUUCUGGAUCAAGGCAACCGAAGAAUUGUGAUCACCGAUCUAUUGGGUCGUGUGCAGCGUGAGCCUAUACUGCUAGGAGAUAUCUUUGAGGCUGUAGAUAUGAAAAUGAAUCAUAAAGAUCAGUUACUUAUCAUGAGCUGCUCCUUAGUAAAGAUUCUGACCAAUAAAGGGAAUCUCUUGUUUCAGUUUUUACCCGAAGCAGAGCCAAACGAGCCGUUGCCAGAAUUGACUGGAAUUGCUGUCAAUGUUGAUAAUGAUAUAUUCCUUUGCGAUUCGGUUAAUAAAAAGAUCCAGUGUUUCUCGGAAAACGGAACAUUUAAAAGGUUUAUCAGACUAAGAGACACCUUUUACAGCCCGAACAAACUCACCGUAAUAGGAAAAGCCGAAUUGGUCGUUAGUGACGAUAUGGAUAGUGACUUGAAAGUUGUUGACUUGUCAUCUGACAAUGUAACAAGAACAAGGAGGAUUGGAAAUGAAGGUGUUUGCCUUGGAGAAUUUCUCUAUCCAAAUAGAAUGACAGUGGACAGAGACAAUAAUAUAUUGGUAGUUGAUACGGGGAAUCACCGUAUCCAGGUUUUUGAUGCUCACAAACAUGCGAUGACAACUUUUGGGCGACUUGGUUCAAAGCCUGGAUGUCUUGAUACCCCUACCGGAAUCGCUGUGCAUCCGUACGGAAUUGUUGCCGUUGCAGAUAGUAAGAAUAAUAGAGUAGUGUUGUAUAAUUAGAUCAACUUUGUUUUGAAAUGCCGUGUUUUUCUUCUGCUUGCGGACUUCAUUCUAAACGCUACAGCACUUCUCUAAACGAAGGGCUCCUCUGUUAGCUGCUGUCACUAGACACCAUAGGCUUGUGAGUAUUGCCCAAACCCCACUGCUUGCCAGGAACGUAAAGAAUAAAGAAACUGACCACAAAUCAAGCCACUUUUUUACAGCCUUAUGCCCACUCCUCUACUCUUCUCGACACUCCGUGGCUCCUGGUCACUGAGUGCCAUCCUUUGUUGGUGAUAUGCUGGUAUUAGGAUAGCAUCUAAUGGGACUCGUUUCGUAUCAUUAUCCUGGAGGGACAUUCGUGAAUCUGGGUAAGAAUAACGUUAUAAAAGUUUCAAUUUUCUGGUGUCAAGGACCCCGGAACAAUAAAGGGACAAUCGAUGCAUACCUCGAAGUAGAUGACUUGAACUGGGGAUUUUCGAAAAUUGGCUUCGAAUCCUAUGUUCACAAUCACAUUGUCCGAGUGAAAUUUUUUAUGUAUUAUCAGUAGCAAAUCCUGUACAUACCCUUCUAAAAUUUUUCCCAGUCUUCUCUUUUUUUCAAUCAUGGCUCAAGAGCUCUUCUUGCUGAAUUAGCCUGAAAACUAUUUUAAAGUAAAGAAAUAUUAUCAUUACAUUUUACUCUUUCGAUAAAGCCCUUUUUAAAACGUAUUUUGGCAAGUCUUGGAGUGAUUGCACUUUGAAGCAACCAAAUCACAUUUUGAGCUUUUUUAUAUUUUACCUAGUUCUGAAAUGUUAUUUGUCCAUCUAGACAAAACCUAAAAAUAGGAAUGGAGUACCGAAGUGUGACGUCAUCAAAAAUGUAUUUUUAGAAUUUCUGAAUUUUGAUCACCGAAUCUAAAAGAGUGAAACAAAAUACCUCUAAAUGUGCAAAAUCAGGUAGGUAUGUUCAAAAAAUGGGGCGAGAUAUGGCCAAUGAAAGAUUUCAAGUUUGCCAACGGAUUACUGUUAUUGUGGCCUGGUUCAUAAAGUUAUGAACCAAGACCAAAUUACAGAGGUUUGAUGGGGGAAGAGCCUAUGCUUAUGUGGCCAUAUCUCAGCCAAUUUGUAAAACAUUCAAUUGAUUUUGCACCUAGAGUUAUUUCAUAAGCUCUUUUGGGAUAUAUAGUCAAAAUUGGAAAAUUAUUAAAAUAGUGUUUUGGGACGUCAUCACUUCGGUACUCUAUGUCAUUUACAGGGACGUAAACAAGUGGCUAAUUUUGGGGGGUCGUGGAAGGUUAAAAAUUCCAACUUAACCUGAUGAAUUUUUUCUUUCGACCUGUUAAUCUUUUGUACCUACUAAAUUGAUUUUUGGUAAUAGCCUUAUGGCUUAUUGCAGACUUUUAGGUUCUGUAUAAUUACCAACAUUUUACUUAUAAUAGUUAGUCUUAAGCAUAAAAGCACUAAAGAAGAUAAAGGAAAUCUCUAAAUUUUGAUUAACGUAAAACGUAAAUUUAAUCUUUUCGUAAGACGUAAAGCAACAUCAAAGCCAUACCAGUCUAGAUCUUGGAUAUGUUUAGCGAAAAAAAGUAAUAUUUUUUCAAGUCAAUUAACAGCAAUUCUGUUCUUUUUCUGCUUUGCCCAUCUUAAAGCUAUUUGCUGCAGAUCAGCUUUAUACAAAAUAUCUUUUUCACAAUAUAGAAGCUUCAAAGAAUUUACCAUUUCAUCUUUUGUUCUUUAUCGUAGGAAAAUUUUUAAAAUUUUCAAAGGUCUUAAUGUCCUUAGCUUUAUGGAACUGAAAAGGGUGAUCUGAGGGCAAGUGCAUAUGCCCGAUUCGUAAGAUAAAACACUCGUCUUUGAUCAAAUACUUCUGCUGCUUCUUCUUUGAUCAAAGUUUUGUGGCUUCUCAUCACCUUUAUCAAAGUAAUUUGUGAUAAGAUUUAAGGAGGUCUCCAAAGUGCAGGGGGAGCUUAGCAUACACCCGUUAAGAACCGUUGAGAAUUUCUAGCAAUGAAAGAUUUUUAAAAAAUCUCACUUUCAAUUGUUCUGACCAAUACAGGGAAUGAUUUUUCAAAACUUCAA